Molecule: messenger RNA, 2155 nt
Organism: Megalops cyprinoides (Indo-Pacific tarpon)
Lineage: Eukaryota; Metazoa; Chordata; Actinopteri; Elopiformes; Megalopidae
Gene: srp54
Product: signal recognition particle 54
Exons: 17
Coding region: 253-1767 (504 amino acids)
Biological process (GO): SRP-dependent cotranslational protein targeting to membrane, translocation; SRP-dependent cotranslational protein targeting to membrane
Cellular component (GO): cytosol; signal recognition particle, endoplasmic reticulum targeting
Molecular function (GO): GTPase activity; ATP hydrolysis activity; 7S RNA binding
Source: RefSeq, a predicted model, not a curated record
UUUGGUGACGUUCACUAGUGUGAUCUUUCAGAGGCUGGCGGAAAUCCCAAAGUAUUAUCUAGUAAGGUAACCGCCUCACAUAAGUAAGCCAUUGGACCAGGAGACGCCACAAGAGUGCGAACCUCUAUACUCCAAUUGCGAUCUUUUCGGCUCAUCGUCUGUAUGGACUGAGUUCAGACGCUCUGCUUGCAUCCUAGCCCACAAGGCCCUCCGAUCGCCAACUGAUUGAUUGGUGUUGCCGAAGAAGUCAAAAUGGUUUUAGCAGAUUUGGGAAGAAAAAUAACCUCAGCGUUGCGUUCGCUGAGCAACGCCACCAUCAUCAAUGAAGAGGUUUUAAAUGCUAUGCUGAAAGAAGUGUGCGCUGCCCUGCUGGAAGCUGAUGUUAACAUCAAGUUGGUGAAGCAGCUCAGAGAAAAUGUCAAGGCAGCCAUUGAUCUGGAGGAGAUGGCCUCUGGUCUGAACAAGAGGAGGAUGAUCCAGCAUGCUGUCUUCAAGGAGUUGGUCAAGCUGGUGGACCCAGGAGUGAAGGCGUGGAUGCCCACAAAGGGGAAGAAUAACGUCAUCAUGUUUGUGGGGCUCCAGGGCAGCGGGAAAACCACAACAUGCUCAAAGCUGGCAUACUAUUACCAAAGAAAAGGCUGGAAGACUUGUUUGAUAUGCGCCGACACAUUCAGAGCUGGUGCCUUUGAUCAGCUGAAGCAAAAUGCAACGAAAGCCAGAAUUCCCUUCUAUGGAAGUUACACAGAGAUGGACCCUGUCAUCAUAGCUUCUGAAGGUGUGGAAAAAUUCAAGAACGAGAACUUUGAAAUAAUCAUCGUUGACACCAGUGGAAGACACAAACAGGAAGACUCACUCUUUGAGGAGAUGCUCCAGGUUUCCAAUGCUGUGCAACCGGACAACAUUGUUUAUGUGAUGGACGCCUCUAUUGGACAAGCUUGCGAAGCCCAGGCCAAAGCCUUUAAAGACAAGGUGGAUGUGGCCUCAGUGAUUGUUACAAAGCUUGAUGGACACGCCAAGGGUGGUGGUGCCCUUAGCGCAGUGGCUGCAACUAAGAGUCCCAUCAUUUUCAUAGGUACUGGAGAGCACAUUGACGAUUUUGAGCCUUUCAAGACACAGCCUUUCAUUAGCAAGUUGCUGGGCAUGGGAGACAUUGAAGGUUUGAUUGACAAGGUGAAUGAGCUGAAACUGGAUGACAAUGAAGAACUGAUCGACAAGCUGAAACAUGGUCAGUUCACCCUCAGAGAUAUGUAUGAACAAUUCCAGAACAUCAUGAAGAUGGGUCCUUUCAGUCAGAUAAUGGGGAUGAUCCCAGGCUUUGGGACUGACUUCAUGAGCAAAGGCAAUGAGCAGGAGUCUAUGGCCAGGCUGAAGAAGCUCAUGACCAUCAUGGACAGCAUGAACGACCAAGAACUUGACAACAAAGAUGGUGCCAAGCUCUUCAGCAAGCAGCCAAACAGAAUCCAGAGAGUGGCUCGGGGGUCAGGGGUUGCGACUAGGGAUGUGCAGGAGCUCCUGACCCAGUACACCAAGUUUGCCCAGAUGGUGAAGAAGAUGGGCGGCAUCAAGGGCUUGUUCAAAGGUGGAGACAUGUCCAAGAAUGUCAACCCCUCUCAGAUGGCGAAACUGAACCAGCAGAUGGCCAAGAUGAUGGAUCCUAGAGUUCUUCACCACAUGGGUGGCAUGGCUGGGCUCCAAUCCAUGAUGAGACAGUUCCAGCAGGGGGCGGCUGGUAAUAUGAAAGGAAUGAUGGGGUUCAAUAACAUGUGAACGUCUGAGCCUUAAUAAAAACCCAGUACAACUUUAUUUAAAACCAUUUUAUCUUAGCCAACAGGAAGAGUGAUCCAACACCAAUUUUCUGUUUUUUUUUUUUUCUAUUAUAUAAUUAACUUCCCCUUUUUUCUUUGUGGAUAAAAAGAAUGCACAAACUAAUGUGAUAGGGACUAAAUCCUAGUGGUUUUAUUGCUGCCACUAAGAUGUUCACAUAUAGGAUCCGGUAAUGGAAGGUUAUGUUUCACGUUUUUGUGCGUUGUAUUUACACUGGAUCAUAAUCAGAAUGGGAAAUCAGUGGGUAAGAGUAGUGUGAAGUACAUCCAAUGCAAAUUUAGUUUGACAGUAUUUUGUCAUGAAAUGUUAUAUAAUAAAAUUUGUAUGGCAA